GAGUUACAAGAUGCUUAUGUGCAGCAGGAACGUCUACAGCAGGAAGUAGAAAGGGAGAAAGAUGCUCGGUUAGAUAUGGAAAGGACAACGCAUGUGCGUUCUAUGGCUAUAUCUGAGCAAGCUCCAAUGGCAAGGCACAAUUCUGCUUCGGAGAAUGGAAGCUUGUCCCGGAAACUCUCUACUGCUAGCAGCCUAGGAAGUAUGGAGGAAAGCUAUUAUCUGCAGGCAUCUUUGGACUCAUCUGAUGGUUUCUCUGAAAAGAGAAAUAUUGGAGAGGCAACAUUAAGUCCGCUCUACAUGAAGAGCAUGACACCCAGUGCGUUUGAAUCUGCCCUUCGUCAGAAGGAGGGUGAACUUGCAUCCUACAUGUCUCGUUUGUCUUCCAUGGAAGCUAUCCGUGACUCCUUAGCCGAGGAGUUGGUGAAAAUGACGGAACAGUGUGAAAAGUUGAAGGCAGAGGCAGCCACACUGCCUGGAAUCCGGGCAGAGCUAGAAGCCUUGAGGCGGAGACAUACUGCUGCACUGGAGCUAAUGGGCGAGCGUGAUGAAGAGCUAGAGGAACUCCGAGCUGACAUUGUAGACUUGAAGGAAAUGUAUAGAGAGCAAGUAAACUUGCUUGUGAAUAAGAUCCAAAUAAUGAAUUCUUCGGCGGGUAAUACAUACUAGGCAUAUUCUUUUUUUGGUGUGAUAAUUUCCAAGAAAUUAUGAGCAUGAUAUACUUGUAGCAGAUGAUGUUAAAAAUUUUGUUCUUAAAACUUACUGGUUCAAAGAUGUGGUU
This is a messenger RNA of Gossypium raimondii (Peruvian cotton), 778 nucleotides long. Its product is annotated as golgin candidate 5-like. The record is from RefSeq and is a predicted model, not a curated record. The coding region runs from base 76 to 666 and encodes 196 amino acids. The transcript is spliced from 7 exons. NCBI's taxonomy places the organism in Eukaryota, Viridiplantae, Streptophyta, Magnoliopsida, Malvales, Malvaceae.